CAAGUUAUCUGAGCAAAGUGGGGCCCAUCCUAGACCCCUAUGCCAAGGGUAAUGUGGAGGACAGGACCAUCACGGUAUGCAGCGGCUUGGACUUGGUCAACAUCAACUACAUGCACAUGGUGGCUUCCUCAGCCGAAUUAGCACAGGAAUGGUUUGAUGGUCUCCUGAAGAUUACGCACAACUUCAAGGCCAACAAUGUCUGCCCAAUGACGAGUCUAAUGAAGCAUUGGAUGAAGAUAUGCUUUCAGGUGAAUCCGAGUGGCAAUAUACCAGUGCGUAACCUCACCAGGACCUUUGCCUCAGGCAAGACGGAGAAGAUCGUCUUCAAGUCUCUGGAGGAAUUAGGGCUUCCCUCAGGAAAGAAUGAUGAGAUUGAUCCUCAGACAUUCCCUUUCAGCAAAUUCUACGAUCUCUACCACAAGAUAUGCCCACGGACUGACAUCGAAGAUCUCUUCAAGCAAAUAAGCAAAAGCAACCAAGAGGGUCUGACUGUCAGCGAACUCAUUGAAUUCCACAACGAGAAGCAGAGAGACCCCCGACUCAACGAAAUCCUCUUCCCUUUCUACGACCGGGAGCGCAUCCUGAAGAUCAUCCACACCUACGAGAAGGACCCAGAAGUUGUCAAGAGAGAUCAACUGAGCGUGGACGGCCUGUGCCGAUACCUGAUGUCAGACGAGAAUGCGCCGGUGUUCUUAGACCGUCUGUUCCUGUACCAAGACAUGGACCAGCCCUUGUCCCAUUACUUCAUUAAUUCCUCCCACAACACGUACCUGACGGGCAGGCAGUUUGGAGGCAAGUCCUCCGUGGAGAUGUACCGCCAGGUUCUCCUGGCUGGAUGCAGGUGUGUGGAGCUGGAUUGUUGGGACGGACGGAAUGAGGACCAAGAACCAAUCAUAACACACGGACUGGCCAUGUGUUCGGACAUCAACUUCAAGGACGUCAUCAUCGCCAUUCGUGACACGGCCUUCGUGACGUCAGAGUUCCCGGUGAUUCUCUCCUUUGAGAAUCACUGCACCAAGUUUCAGCAGUACAAGCUGGCCAAGUACUGCGAGGAAUAUCUUGGGGAAUACCUCCUGAAGGAGCCGCUGGCUGAUCAUGGGUUAGACUCUGGGAUCCCUCUCCCGUCACCCAACAAACUCAAGAGGAAAAUACUCAUCAAGAACAAGAGACUCAAAUCAGAGGUUGAGAAAAGGCAAUUGGAGCAGCUCCGACUAAAGCCAGGCACCAUCAUGAACUUAGAAGAUGAAGAAGACGAGGAACCAGAGUCAGACAGCGAUUCCGAGGACGAUGUCCCACCGCCAUCUGCAAGUGUAGUCAGCAAACGCACGCGCAGACAAUCCAAGCUAUCUGACUCACCGGAUAACGAGGAAGCCAAGAAAGAAGACAAUAAUAACGAAGAAAACUCAGAGGAAACACCAUCCGAAGAGACCGCAGAAGACAAAGAAAAGACAGGUCAGCAGCCUGUGGACGCACACCCAGAGCUCAAGGUUCUGCCGGGUACCAACAAGAUCGGCUCAACGGGGGACUUAGAAAACGUGGCUGGGGAAGCAGCCAAGGCCCCGGUGGACACUGUCACAAAGCCGCCGACACCGGCACCGCCAGCGGAGAAGGAAACGCCGGUGGGAACGCCGGAAACUGCCGAACCUGUCAAGCUGAAACCGUCACUCAGUAUGAAGAACAGUAACAAAAAGAACCUGUCCCGAGUGCAGCUUCUGGAUGCAAGAGCUGAGGCCAAGGCCAAGGCCGAAGCCCUAGCUGGUGAAAACUUACAGGGUGUUGAACAGUUAUCGCAAGACGAAGAAGCCUUUAUGGUGGCCAACUAUCGCUACACGGGAGCUACCACCAACAUCCAUCCCUUCUUGUCUGCUCUUGUCAACUAUGCACAGCCGGUCAAGUUCCAAGGAUUUGAUGUCGCUGAAGAACGGAAUUUUCAUUUCAAUAUGUCCUCCUUCAAUGAGGCUGUCGGCCUGGGCUACAUCAAGACUAGCUGCAUAGAAUUCGUCAAUUACAACAAGCGUCAGAUGAGUCGUAUCUACCCCAAAGGAGGCCGCUAUGACUCCAGCAAUUACAUGCCUCAGAUCUUCUGGAAUGCUGGCUGUCAGAUGGUUGCUUUGAAUUUUCAAAUGCCAGAUAUCGGCAUGCAGCUCAAUCAGGGAAAAUUUGAGUACAACGGCUCCUGUGGCUUUCUAUUGAAGCCAGAUUUCAUGAGACGACCAGACAAGUCCUUUGAUCCCUUCUCAGAAUCCCCAGUAGAUGGAGUCAUUGCUGCCACUUGCUCCGUCAGGGUCAUCUCGGGUCAGUUUUUAUCAGACAAGAAAGUGGGUACGUAUGUUGAGGUUGACAUGUACGGGUUGCCAACGGAUACCAUUAGGAGAGAGCAUAGGACCAAGACGGUACCCAACAACGGACUCAAUCCAGUCUAUAACGCUGAAGCCUUUGUCUUCAGAAAGGUCGUAUUACCGGAUCUGGCCGUCCUGAGAAUUGCCGUGUAUGAGGAGAACGGCAAGCUGAUUGGUCAGAGGAUAUUACCUCUGGACGGCUUGCAAGCCGGCUAUCGACACAUAUCACUACGGACAGAAGGCAACUUCCCUCUGUCUCUGCCCACAGUCUUCUGCUGCAUUCAGCUCAAGACCUACGUACCGGAUGGCCUGGGAGAUUUUGUGGAUGCAUUGUCCAAACCGCUGGAGUACUUAUCCCAAGCUGAGAAGAGAGCCAAACAGAUGCAGUCCAUGGGCAUUGAAGAGAAUGACAUCAGUGAAGUACCAUUAGGAGGAAAGAAAAGCAGCAAAUCCACCCUGAAGCAAGGAGCGAAGUCCCCCACUACGCCCACCCAAUCAGUGAACAGCUUUGCACCAACUACCAACUCCGUGAUGCUGAUCCUGUCAACAGAUACGCUGCAGAAGGACAAGGUUUACCAGAAGGUCCUGAAGAAGCAGAGCAGGGAGAUCGAGAGCUUACAGAGGAAACAUUCCAAGGAGUGCACGUCGGUAAAGAGGACACAUGACACUGCUGUGGACAAGAUGGCGGUGUCCCACGACAAGGAGAAACUCACCGAAGAGAAAUCACUGGAGAAGGCCAUCAAGAAAAAGGGAGAGAGCAACUGCAGCGAUCUCAAGAUUGAGACGGAGAACAAGGUCCAUUCUAUCGUUAAGGUUCACAAGAUAAGGGUUAAGGGCGUGGUGUCGGAGCAAGGCAAGGAAUGGUGUAAAGUCACGGCUCGCCAGACAGCGGAGAUAAACGCGCUGAAGGAGACCCACGUCUAUCAACAAUGCGAUGUCCUCAGGAAGCUGAUGACACAGAAACAGAUUGACCAACGCAAGACACUGGAAGCCAAACAUGCACGGGAGAUGAAGGACCUAGAGGCGAACCAGUGCAAGAUGUCCAUGGAAUCCAAGAAGUUGGUUAGUCAUGACAAGAGUAUCAAGAAUAAAGCUGAGAAAGACAGGAGAAUUCGAGAAUUGCAGAGCAACAGUCUUAAGAAAUUUAUGGAGGAAAGGAAGAGAUUACAAGUGAGACAGUCCAAAGAAAACGAUGAGUUGACGGCCGAGCACAACAAGCAGAUGGAUUUACUCAUCAGGGCCAAUGAAGAGAUGAUUGAAGCGCACAAGGCCAAGUUGACAGAGACCAAUAACUCCAACAGCAAAGUCGAGGCUGUGGUAUGAGACCUGACCAAUUUGUUGAGACCUUACGACAAUGAAACAUCCAAAGACGCUACACUGAGACUUACCCCGCCAGUCUGUCACCCUCACCCUCACCCUCCAACACACGUAGUGACAUUGAAUCAAGAAGGGAACCAGACGGAUUGGAAACUGAAAUAUGGGUGUCAACUGCAGUUCAUUUGUACUCUCCGUUUAAAAACUUAUGUUUCGAAAGGACUUGGUGUUUAUUAAAUAAGAAAUGAUCAUUGCUGAUACACAUUCAAAAUGGUAAUUUGUCCUUCAACACUUGUAUUUGUUUUAAUUCGGUCGAAACUUAGUCAGAAUUCAUGAUCUCGUCUGCUUGUGGGUUUUUUUUCAGUGAGAAUUACAACGACUACAAUUAUUUUGUUACCUCCAUUGAAGAAGAAUUAAAAGAAACCUUUGUUCACUACCAUCAGUUGUUGUUCAGUAAGGUAUAUAUAUUCGGCCAAAAAUGUUUUUAGGAAAUAUAAUUAAUGAUUUUUCUGUUAAAAAAAAAUGGAAAGAGCCAUUAGUUCUGUGCAUGAGGGAUAUGAAAUUGGAGUUUUAUAAGAGUUUUAUAAUAUGGAAAAAUGGAGUUUUAAUUUUUUUUUUUUUGGUUGAAUGAUUAUUAGAAAUUCAGCUUUUAGAGAUAUCCGUAUGGAUCCAAAGGAAAAAGCCAGUGGUUGAAUUUCUCCAAACUUCUACGCAGUAGUAUUUUUCUGAUGUGUGCUGCAAAAGUGAAUCAAUAUUGAAAAUUAUUUAUUGAAUCGUCAUCAUUUUCAUCAUUUAUGUGGAAUCUUUUAUUGAAUUCAGAGCCUCCACUUUCUGUAUUAUAUUUCUUGCCAAAACCGUUUUGGAAAAAAAAAAUCAGGAAAAUCCAAAACUCUAGUAUUCUUGUACUCCCUUGAUUCAAAGACCACCACAAAUAUUGGCCUGAAUUUUAAAGGUCAAUUUGUCAUUUUUCUUCUCAUUUUUGGAACUGUAAUUCAAAGCAAAGUUGAAGAGAAAUUGUAUUCGUUAGUAAUUGUAUUCAAAUACCUUGAGAAUUUUUUUAUUCAUAUCAUUGUGUGCUAAUUUUUUUCAAGAGAAAAAAAAUUCUAGAUUAAGUAUUUGAAUAAAAUAAACCAAAUGUUAUGUCCAGUACUGUUCUUAAAAAUUUCACGUUUUAAUUCUGAAGAAUUUAACUAGAAGUGUUGUAUAUUUCCGCUUACUUUGUUCAUUGGGAGAGAUCCAUGAAUGAGUCCUUCGCUGAGAAAAUUUGCAUUUUUUGGAAAGUAGAAAAAAGUAUGUUUUCCUCAAAUAUCAUCACGGAAGUUGAAUUCGGACUGACAAAAACGCACGUUGUAAAUAUGUACAGUCAAGUAAUGAGAUACAGUUAACAGAGACCAUAACCUUGACUAAAAAAAAAUUAAAAAAAAUAAAUAAAUAAAUAAAAAUGUGUAAAUAGACAAGACAAGAACGCUAACAUGUCUAGGUAUUUGAAAUCCCAGUAAACCAAACGUUACGUACUGUGUGUAUUCUGUGUUUCAUAGGUACAUAGGGAUAAUCCGACGUUUUAAAAGGUUAUAUAUAAUGAAUCAUUUUUGAUGCAGUGUACAUAUAUUUGUUUAUGAUAAAGAUACAUUCGUAGGAUCUUUUUUCAAAGAAAUUCUGUAUACAUGGUGCAUUGUAUCGCCCCAUCUUCCGACCCCCCCCCCCCCCCAGGAAAUUUAAAGAAUUUGUUUUGAUAGCAAAUGUGUUCACUGUUUAUUUGAAAUCCGAAUGCAUUAUUGGUUUUUGUUUGAUACCGGUAGACUUAUGCAUUGUAAAUAACGUUGGGGUGUAUUUUUUUUUCUCCAAAUCUUAGCUAAAAGUCACUACCAAAGGAGUUUUGUCGUCAAAGUAUCGUGGGGAAUAAUGGAACUCGCCUCUGUUUCCCUCUUCAUUUUUCUUCACGUAAAAGAGCCAUUUCAGUCGCCUCACAUGUUUUUGCGAAAGGAAAAAAAAUGCAUACCCAAUGCAUGAUAGAGUUUGAACAGGCACUAUUGACAAAGUGUUCAUAGUGAAGUCAUUGGCCGUAUUCAUGGUUUACUUGUCAUGCUUGUACAUACUGUUCAUAGUUCGUUUUGCAUACAGGGCUCGUUACGGUUCGGUUUAGUAGAAUUUUAUUUAUUACCGAUGUUAUUUUGUAAUAUUUUUGGUAUUUUGGAGAGUGUCAAGCCCUUGAAAAAGAUAAAAGAAGACCUAGUUUCGUACUAGUUUCAUACUUUUUUAUUUAGUAGUCGGGGGUACAGUGUUGCAUUUUACGUUAGAUUUAAGAGGGAAUUUGGGUAUUAGUCAAAGUAAUUCAUUAUAUUAAGUCAUGUCAGUAUAAAUAAUAAUAUCAAAUGUGAAAUUUAAACUUUAAAAAAAAAAAUGAAUGAUAGAACUUUAUAUUUAGGAUGUGUGGUGUAGAGUUUUAUAAUUAGGUGAGAAGAACGCAAAACUGUCUGCAAUAUCCAAGCUAGAAUGUACAAAUUCUCAUCGGUGUUUUUUUCCUGAUUCGUCCUUAAACGAAAAAAAAAUUAUAACUUUUAUUAUGAAAGAUAUUCUUCUCUCUGUAUAUACAGGUGGUUGUAUUAUUGUUCAAAAUAGCUACACAAAUUUAAUUUAUUGUUUAGGAUGGACGCCAAUUUAUGAAAUACCUAGUUGGUUAUUUUUUUUGCAUGGAAUGCUGAAGAAAUGUUAUACAUUAUGUAAAGUUUAUUUUUUAUGUUUUAAGAAUUGUUAAUGGUCGUGUAAUUUUGGGGUUACGAAUGAGUUAGGUCUUGUGUCCUAAUUUAGUUGGCAGAGUGCAGUUUUGUUGUUGGUCAUAUCCGGAAGACGAUGCCUCAUUUUCUUACUCAAAUUAAUGUGAUGCCAUACCUCCAUUGCAUUAUUGCCACGCCCCUUUUGCUUUGUCUUUGAUAUGUUGUUGCCACGCCCCUCCUAAUCUUAUUUGCUCCCUGUGCUGUGGUUGCACAAUUACCAGUUCAUCCCCCUACCUAGGGCCAACCCAAGAGUGUAAUGUUGCCACAAGCUACCUUUACCAAUCCCAUUCUGUGUGCUAUGGCCACACCCCUUCAAGUGCCACACCUAAAAGUGUGUCCAUAUGUCACUCCUGCAGAUGCCACACCCUCUUGAUAUUGCCACGCCCCUACUUGUACCCCACCUUACAUGUAUUCCUGCCCUACGUAUGUGCCACACCCAUUGUACCACACCCCUAGUUUACCCACCUUUAUAACGACAUACCUCAAGGCCACCAUUGCCACAACUACCUUAUUUCAUUAUUCCUGUCUUUUUGCUUGUGCCAGUGUCUACAUUUCUUCGUUGCAGAAUUUUUAAGUGUACGAUGAUAUAAUCCCGGAAUAGUUUCCUGAAAAAAUAAAGUUUGGUGUAAUUUUUUUCCAAAUACUGAAAUUUCAGACAAAUGAAAGGACACAAUCUGGUAAUCUAUUUUGAAAAGCUGUAUUCCUAUACUAUGUAAAAUCAAAUUAAAAACCUUGUAUUUCAUUUGUUCCAAAAACAGGAGGUAAAUACUAGCUGUUUUGGGUAGGCCCCUCUAUUUUGAGUUCAAACUGUUCCGGUCAUUAUCAGGCAUGCAACUGGGAAGUCAUAAAAAAGAGGAAAUUCAAAUCUUUCCCAGACUUUGUACAGUGUUUUUGCUAUUUUCAAUGGCACACAUGGGAAGUAAAAAAAAAAGAGGAAAUCAGCUGAUCCGAGGAAAAGUUGCAUGCCUGUCAUUAUACAGGUUAAGAUCACUAUUAGAAUGUGGCAUAGAAGCAAUGGCAGAUCGGUACGAUACCACUGACAUCAUCUGUUGAAUUAUAGUUGUUUAUAUCAAAUAGGUCUGACCAAAAAGCUAUUUUGUGUGGCCCUUUGUUUUUCAAAUUAUGCCUAGGCAUAACCCCUACCCUCCCUGAUGCUUCAAAAUCCACCAGGAUUUUUAAAGAAUUCAGGAAGGCAGAGAGCUCAGUCACUCUUAUUUUACAAAAAGACUUGAUUGUACUGUGGUGGAAUUUGGAGGAUCCUGGAGGGUUUCUAGCAAUGCUUGGCGAGUGAACGCUUCUUUCUUCUUGUCACCAUUGACUGAUUUACCUGUGAAUGUUAAAUAUGAAGUCAUCAAAACUGUUUGGUGAUGUGUCUUUCAUUAAAUUAAGAUAAAAUUAGUUUGUAUGUGGUUAUAGCAGUCCCUUUCUGAAGUUUGCAUUCAUUUCAGGAUUUGUGUAUGCAAAUUUCGAGAAAUUUAGCUUUUUUUUUCAACGUACUACAAAAUUAAUUUAAAUGAAGACAAUUGCAUUUAUUUGGGAGGUUAAUUUACAGGGUUUUAAUUUUAAUGAGAAUUGAUUGUCAAUUUUUUUAGGCUUACUUGAAUGUAGUUCAAAUAGAACAAUGUUUUAGUUAUAUAAAAAUACAGUGAAUAAUACUGAUUAAUGUUUAGCUACAUAAAUGAUUUGCAGUACGUUUUCUAUUGAAUAAUAUCCUCAUAGCUAGUUUGCAGAAACAUACCUUAGUCUCAUGCAUAACAGGAUACGUAAUGUUACAAAAAUUCGACUUUUAUUUUACUGCAUGACAUGUAAGAAUGUUGGCAACAAUCAAAGGGUAUUGUUAGGUGCUGCAGGCCAGUGUAAGUGUAGCCUACAUGAACUGUCGUUGACAAAGAAGAAAAGGAAGUUUAGUUAAAAAAAAAACACGAAAUUUUUCAACACCAAUAAUUUGGUUGCCAAAAAACGGUAGCAUAUAUUGCUUGUUUCCUUCACUGACAAAUCUGAUAUUGAUAUCAUUUUUAGGCAUUAAGAAGACAAAAUGAAAGAUGUGGAGGGAAAUACCGAGGGUAGUUUUGACUUUUUUUGGUCAUCUCUUUAUGGAGAGACCAUAGCUGCUUGUCUUUUUCAAAUGUGAUCUUUUUUUAUUUAUAAAGCAAUCUGGAAAUUUUGUAAUGUGAAAUUACAAUUUCACAUUUUGUGUUGUCAGAGUAAUUAACCAUCAUACCCCUUGUGUUAAGUUUUUCUGUGCUUCCUUAAUGGCGUUCAAAUGCAAGCAGUACUCUGUGAUGUUUCCCAACUGUAAGUUUUUUUCUUUAAUUGUGAGGGUUGCAAAUCUGGCUUUUGGAAAUCAAAAAGAGUUAUAAAUUAUGGUUUCUGUUGAAUUAUGAAAGUUUUAACAACCGUUUGAUCGCUACCUAAAUCCUCAGUCAAGCAAGCAAACACAUUAUUGAAAUUUUAAUAUUUGAAUCUUUGCUGUCACGUUGACGUCAAUCCUCUACUCGUCUUGGUUUUUUGCCUGAAGGUAUUCAAGCUUAUUUACGAUUGCAGUUUCAAAUUAUUUCAAAGCAUUUCUUGCAAUUAGACGUAGAUUUAAUGGUCCGCUCUUCCCUCCAAAUUUUCAUUUUGCAUUUUGGAAAAAAAAAUGUAAAACAAAAACUUCUGAAGCAAUAGCAUUUAGUUUCUUCCGUCUACUCAAAUUAAAAAAAAAAGGAAUAUAAAAAAAAUGAUUAAAAGUCUUAAAACAGAGCUGAUAAAAGGUUUUAAUAGUUAUGUCAGUCAGAAAUAGACAUCCCUAAAAAUGUGAAAUUUGGGAUGGCGGGAUGCCACUGAGAUAGUAAAUUCCUACCCUGCAGUCGGUUAGGUCUGUAUGUAUAGAUUGUGAAUAUUUCUCGGCAGAUAAAGUACUGUAUAGCGAGUGCACUGCCCUCUCUGGAUGUAUUUGUGCUUUUUUGAGAGUCAUCAGCUGAUUAUAAUGAGUGUUAACACCAAACACACGUGACGAGGCGUGUGGGGAGUACUAUUGGGUAAAGUCUAUUAAAAUAAAGUGCACAUUUUGACCAACUGAA
This is a messenger RNA of Patiria miniata (bat star), 9489 nucleotides long. RefSeq names its product 1-phosphatidylinositol 4,5-bisphosphate phosphodiesterase beta-4-like. The record is from RefSeq and is a predicted model, not a curated record. Gene Ontology annotation, biological process: lipid metabolic process; phosphatidylinositol-mediated signaling. The transcript has 33 exons. NCBI's taxonomy places the organism in Eukaryota, Metazoa, Echinodermata, Asteroidea, Valvatida, Asterinidae. Bases 111 to 3662 code for a protein of 1183 amino acids. Gene Ontology annotation, molecular function: phosphatidylinositol-4,5-bisphosphate phospholipase C activity; calcium ion binding.